Messenger RNA from Thermothielavioides terrestris NRRL 8126, 2341 nucleotides. RefSeq lists its product as uncharacterized. The record is from RefSeq and is a predicted model, not a curated record. NCBI's taxonomy places the organism in Eukaryota, Fungi, Ascomycota, Sordariomycetes, Sordariales, Chaetomiaceae. Bases 222 to 2228 code for a protein of 668 amino acids. The transcript has 2 exons.
CAGUACCCCAUCGUUUCGGGUAACGUUAGCUUCCUGCCUAGCGAGGUACCCCGCGAUCCAAGCUGUUGGGUCACCCCACCUUUGUCUUUGUGCGACAUCAACCUUGGAAGGCAUCGAGAGCCAAGUCCAGUCGGUUCUUCCUCUCUCAUCAUAUCCUCCGGCUCUUCACCUCCCAUCGUAUCCUUUCGCAGCUUUGCCCGCAAGGCAAAAAUUGUGCAACCAUGGGGCGCCCUCCGGCGUACCUGUUCGUGGUGAGGCACGGCUACCGCCUCGACGCCGCGGACAAGCAGUGGCACAUGUCGUCGCCGACCCCCUACGACCCUCCGCUGACGUACAGUGGCUGGCAGCAAGCAAAGAGCCUGGGCGUCCGGAUAGCAUCCAUAAUCCGCGAGAGGGUCCACGAGGACGCCGAGCGGGCCGCGAGCGAGGCCGUCGCGGAUCCGUCUGUCGCAGCUGGGAAGAAGAAAACCAAGAGAUACAAAGUCGUGCUGCACAGCUCGCCAUUUCUGCGAUGCGUCCAGACCUCGAUCGCCAUCUGCGCCGGCCUCGCCCAGGAUUCAACCCCGUUUGGUCCCGCAAAGACCCGCGACGAUCCGCGGCCACCAACAGCUGCCCCAGGCUCCCAACCCAAGCCGACCGUCCUCACCGACUCGCAGGGUACUGGCACGCCUGCCGCUCCUGUGCAGAUCCGGAGGUCCGUCCUCCGGUUGGACGCCUUUCUCGGAGAAUGGCUGUCUCCAGAUUACUUCGAGUUCAUCACCCCGCCGCCCGAAUCCGUCAUGAUGCUCGCUAGCGCCAAGGCCGACCUGUUGCGUCGGGAAGACUACACCCAUUACCCAAACUUCAUCUCGCACAGCCACUCCAACUCCCAGGGACAGCUUUGGAGCCCGACCGCCCGCGCAAACUCCGUUUCUCCACUCGCAGACAGCCCGUCUAGCGGUGGGGGGUCCGCCGGUGGGCUGGCUAACUCGCUGCCCGCGGGCUCGGGAACCAGGAGUUGGGAGAACAAGACCACUCAACCCCAGCCGGCGCGGCCAGGUUAUGUUUCCCCCGUCCCGCACUACGCCGUCGGCAACAACAACACAAUUCCGCCGGGAUACGUUUCGCACGCGCGGGACGCCUGCGUCAUGGUUGACUACCAAUGGCACUCGACGCGGGGCUCGCUGGACUGGGGGGAUGGCGGGACGUUUCCGGAAGAGUGGUCGGCCAUGCACAAGCGCUUCCGCACCGGCCUCCAACGCCUGGUGGACUGGUAUUCCACGGCGGAGAACCCGACAGCUCCAGUCACCAAAACCGCUGCAGCGGGGCCCGCAGACGAACCCGCUGAUGGGGACGAGGACGUGGAGACCGAGGCUGUCGUCAUUCUCGUGUCUCAUGGCGCAGGCUGCAAUGCCUUGAUCGGAGCCCUUACUCACCAGCCUGUCCUCAUGGAUGUCGGCAUGGCUUCUUUGACGAUGGCUGUCCGUAAGCCAACAGCGGAUGACUCAGCCUCGUCGUCCUCUGCGGUAUCCACGGGCCUGCGGCCCGUCCACGAACUCUACGACAUCAAGCUAUUUGCCAAUACCGAUCACCUCCGGUCUCCCGGGGCGACACCCGCUUCGCCGCGCGUUCCUUCUAUGUCGGCCGCGCUCAACGGCGUACGAGGCCGUCAUUCGUCAUUCUCUACAAUAGACGGCCUUCCGUGGAAUAGAAGCUCCGAGAACCGAAAUGCGUCGGCAAACACCGCCCUGAAUAGCUUAAGACAGGCCCCGGACAGCGGUUACACGGUCCCGAGAAUUUCGCUCAUGUCCAGGAGCUACGGCACGGCAAGUGGCGGCAGCCUGACUUCGUCGACGUCCACACGGCCCUCGAACCCCGGGCGAACUGGCUCCGGGCUCUGGUCGCCCAGCUCACCACGGGACGAGGAUGAGGAGGACGAGCCGAUGUUUCCGAACUUUGAUCUAGCGCUAGGGGGUGCCACGAGCAGCAGCACAAAAGCUGCUCUUUCACCCGGCCGCGGCGGGAGCGAAGCAGAUUCCGAGACAAACAAGGAGAACGCCGGCAUGACCCGGCCAGAAAACGGCGCAUCACCCGACAUCUCUACCGGGCGGUCACCGAAGCCCGAACCGGAACAGCUGGGUGCCGGUGCCGGCGGGCUGUGGGGCAUCCCCAGGCCGCCCGACGACGCAGACCGUCUGCGCGAUCUUAGCGGCGUCAAGCGUCGGUGGACCGUCACUGAGAGGAGCUAAGUUGCUUGGCUCAGGCUUCCAACGGCCCCGAUCGCUGCCUCAACCAAUUCCUGCCAUGAGCCGGUUCAUGGCUGCUGAGGUUGAACAUCUCGGAUUAUUUGUGUGGUGUACUU